AUGCUCGUAUCUUUUAUUUUCUAUUUUUGGUUUACCGAAUGGCAUAAAGUGCCCCCACAACAACGACGAGAAGAAGAGUUGGAGCACCAAAAGGAAAUUGAUCAAUUGGUCCAGAAUUUGAAGGAACAGAUCAAAUGUACUUUCAAGAUUCCUCUUGGUGGCCUCGUCGUACUUUUGUGGAAAGCCACCCACAGUCCCGAUUUACCUGUAUCCCGAGAACAUCGUAAAGUGCUUGCUCACAAGUUCUACCAUCUAUUUUCCGUUCUAUUCCUCGUCGCUGUUUUCGUAGCGCUCUUUACACUCAUCGGUGCCGACGUAUCGCCUGUCUCUGAUAAUACGUCAAAUAUCUUGCAAGCCGCUCUUUUCGUCUUCGUACUAUGUAUCAAUCUUUUUCUCAUUACCCGGCAACGAUUCUAUUAUAAAGAUCGGAAAGAUCUUUUCGGUCACGACGACGCCCACUUGAAAGCAGUUUACAAGACGCGAUUUACAGACUGGGAUUCUAAGAUGUGGUCAAACUGGAUUCAAAUCAUCAUUCUUAUCAUCGAGUUCUUUCAGCUUCUUACAUUUCCUCUUCGGGAUCUUAUGACGGUCACUUCCUUUGAUUCCUACCGAACCGAGAAUCAAACCCAAUUCACCCACUUACUUACGCUUAUUAUGAAUGCCGGAGGACUGAUGCCCGAUAUGCGAACACCGACAUGGUACACUUAUUCUGUCUGGACGGCCUUCGCCACCACCAUGGUGAGCCUAGUGGUUGCUGUGAUUGUGCAUACGGUGAAUGUCCGUCGUCCGUAUAAAAUACCCAAUCGCUGGGUAAGAUGGUGUAUUCCAGUGGCGAGUUUACUCUACAUUCCGAUAUUGACAACGUUUGUGAGUUCUGCAGCCUGCCAGUCGCUGAAUAUCAGUACAAACGAUUACGCUUCAACGCUUCGAUGCUACGCACCUCAAAUCAGUCACAAGUUAUACCUAUGGUUGUCCUUGGUGGGCUACGUGAUCGCCUAUUGUCUGCUUACCUUGUUUCUGACAAGCUAUGAGCGGAUCCCAAGGUACAAUGAAAUCGCUUUCAAAUCUAUUAGUGUAGCUAUCAUCAAAAAUAUGGGUAAGUUAAUGUGCAUUGCAAAAAUAAUGGAUACAUGA
Molecule: messenger RNA, 1134 nt
Organism: Radiomyces spectabilis
Lineage: Eukaryota; Fungi; Mucoromycota; Mucoromycetes; Mucorales; Radiomycetaceae
Exons: 4
Coding region: 1-1134 (377 amino acids)
Source: RefSeq, a predicted model, not a curated record